Clarias gariepinus (North African catfish) is the source of this 1080-nucleotide messenger RNA. RefSeq names its product protein fem-1 homolog B-like. The record is from RefSeq and is a predicted model, not a curated record. NCBI's taxonomy places the organism in Eukaryota, Metazoa, Chordata, Actinopteri, Siluriformes, Clariidae. The transcript is spliced from 2 exons. Gene Ontology annotation, molecular function: protein binding. The coding region runs from base 259 to 564 and encodes 101 amino acids.
AAACUGCGUUGAUAAUAAAGAAAACAGCCCUUACAUCUCAUAGCUCAGUACAAACCACCCAUUAGCGACUUUAACACGCUGCAUGCCAUUAUCAUCAGUCUGGUUGAGGCUGGUGCUCAGAUUGACAUAUAAAUUUGUUUAGGAUAGAUAUUUAGUAAUUAUCAAUUAAAUUUCAACAAAAUUCUUAAUCGAUUGAAACCAAUUUCAGGCCAACGCUUGACUUCUUUACUAAUAGCAGCAAAGAACGGCCAUGACAAAAUGGUCCAGUUCCUUCUGGACCAAAAGAAGGUGGAUAUCGACCAGACUGGGACUGUUAGUUUUGACAAGUCUGUGUUGGAUGGAGCCACGGCUCUUUGUUGUGCAGCAGGUGAAGGACAUAUUAGGAUUUUGCAAAUCCUCGUGUCUCGCUCUGCCAAUGUCACCCGCCCCAGCCAGAUCAACAACACCCCUCUCCAUAUAGUCUGCUUUAUGGGCCAGCUGGACAUCAUCAGUCUGGCCGAGGCUGGUGCUCACAUUGACAUGGCCAACAAGGAGAAGACGACGCCGUUGGAGAUAAGCACCUAGGGAGACUCGGAUAACCUUCUAAAAACAUACAUGAAAAUUAAUCUACAGUGCCUGGCUGCUCGGGCUAUCCGACAACAUCACAUCCCCAUACUGUGGGAAGAUUGAAAAAAGCCCAGACAAGUUGAAUUUUCAGCUUGAGCUUCAGCAUUACCUGCUGAAUGAAGCAGAGUUUUUUUCAUGCACUUGGGGUAGUCCGGGUGCAGGGCAUACAUCAGUCCAAAAAGGCCACAAUAGGCCUGAAGCAUGUUGGCCAGUUUAUCCAUCACCACACUCCCUUCCAAGAUGAUGUCCACUGUAGAUGGGUUGAGCUGAGGUUUUUCUUGAUCUAUGCAGAGGAUUCUCACUGGAAAAAAAAAAAAAACAGAUUGACAACCAGAAGAUAUACUGUAAUUAGGCAGUUGGAUAAUGCAGUCUUGUCCAACCUCUAACCUAUUUAUAAUAAAAUAUAAACUGCACUGUUCUUAAUUUGACUUUUCAUUGAUUACCAUAAUUAAAUCUAUACAUUGCCCAUUCUCG